This is a messenger RNA of Drosophila ananassae, 2545 nucleotides long. RefSeq names its product all trans-polyprenyl-diphosphate synthase PDSS1 (gene qless). Gene Ontology annotation, molecular function: prenyltransferase activity. Gene Ontology annotation, biological process: isoprenoid biosynthetic process; ubiquinone biosynthetic process. Lineage: Eukaryota; Metazoa; Arthropoda; Insecta; Diptera; Drosophilidae. Gene Ontology annotation, cellular component: mitochondrion; transferase complex. The coding region runs from base 16 to 1341 and encodes 441 amino acids. The record is from RefSeq and is a predicted model, not a curated record. The transcript is spliced from 8 exons.
ACAAAAAUCCACAAAAUGGCCUGCUUGAGCACUUCCGGUCGCGUUGUGUGCGGUACGCGUCGCCAGCAGACGCACAAGCUGUUCUAUCAGAUCUUUGGCUCCCGGCCAGGAUAUACGACAGGAUCCGGAACUGGAGCGAAUAUGCCAGGACUGCAUAGAACACAGCAGAUGCAAUUUCAGCAGGCGAUACGACCCUUCCACGGAUUAAGCUUCAACAUUGGGAAGGAUUACAGCGAUCUGCUGAAAAAUCCACAAAAUUGCAGCCACAACCUGAACUAUUCCCAGUGCUCCAAGACGAACCUCCGCCAGCACAGUUCGGUGCACACACAACAGCCGGCUGGCCCUGUCCGGGAAAUCCAAAUCGAUCCAUACAUCAUACUCGACGACGAGCUUAAAUACUUCUACGAUGAUGUGAGAGAUCUGCUGCAAUCGGGGACAUCCCAGCCAGAACUGGACACCAUUGCCAGCUAUUACUUCGAUGGCCAGGGCAAGGCACUGCGACCCAUGGUGACAAUGCUGAUGGCCAAGGCGAUAAACUAUCACCUCAACAAAGAGUCACACCAAUUAGUACACAAACAACGACAGAUCGCCCUCUUCUCGGAGAUGGUACACUCGGCCAGCUUAGUGCACGACGAUGUCAUCGAUCAGUCGGACUUCCGACGCGGCAAGCCCAGCGUGAACGCUCUAUGGAAUCAUAAAAAGGUCACAAUGGCUGGUGAUUAUAUCUUAUCGGUGGCCUCGAUUAUGAUAGCCCGUCUGCGCAGCGAUGAUGUGACGAUCGUGCUGAGUCAGAUCUUGACCGAUUUGGUCCAAGGCGAGUUCAUGCAGCUCGGCUCAAGGGAAACGGAGAACGAGCGCUUCGCUCAUUACCUGACCAAGACAUACAGGAAGACCGCGUCGCUGAUUGCCAACGCACUGAAGGCGACCGCCGUGAUUGCCCAGGCCGAAGACAACGUGGCCGAGCUGGCCUUCCAGUAUGGACGCAACAUUGGCCUGGCCUUUCAACUGGUCGACGACAUGCUGGACUUUGUCUCAUCCACCGAGCAGAUGGGCAAGCCUACGGCGGCGGAUCUGAAACUUGGACUGGCCACAGCCCCGGUUCUUUUUGCUUGUGAAAAGUACCCCGAGCUGAAUCCGAUGGUCAUGCGGCGCUUUAGCGAGCCCGGCGAUGUGGAGCGCGCCUUCGAACUGGUCCACAAAUCACACGGCCUGGAGCAGACCCGUUUCCUGGCCAAGAAACACUGCAACGAGGCGAUACGGCUGGCCCAGGAGCUGACGGAGUCACCCUACCAGAAGGGCCUGCAGGUCGUUGCGGAUUUAGUCAUCAAUCGCAUGAAAUAGACCAUAGUCCAUGAACCCUAACUUACAAUAAUAAUACACGUAAUGCAAUAAUAAUAAUAUAAUAAUGUUAUGUAGGCCACACUUGAUGUUUCGGUUAAGUUUUGUCAGCAAGCGAUCGUUUAACGUAAAAUUGUAAACACGAUUUAUUAUUUAGUUUUAAGGCAUUUGUUGUUGACACUGUAAAUAAUUGCAUAAACAAAACCAAUCAACAUGCUAAAAGACGGCAACGUACGCUGUACAUAAAUACGAGAUGUUCAAUGAAUUUUAACCAAAUUUUAUAUGAAAUGUUUUGGGAAACUUUAUUUAUAAAUAGCAAAAAAAAACAAAUAAAAUAAAAAAUGCAUAACCAUGCGAUAGCAGACAACAAUAAGUAAAGAAAAGAAAAUUGUACAAAUACUACUUGAGAGUGGCCUAUGCCAAAAUAAAUAUGAUUGCAAGAAACUAUAUAGGAAGGAGGAGAAAUACUAUAAAGAAACAAUGUUUAUAGUCAAUGCAACAAAGCAACCAGUGUGUAAACGAUAUUUAUAAAAAGAAAUGCAUAAAAAUAUAUGGUUUAUUUUAUUUUAAAUAUUGAUUAGAGUAUUUCAUGCCUAAAUGGUUCAAUGGUCGUCGUUUGCACUCUUCCAAAUCCCUUUCGACAGCACAAAUAUGUAGUUUAAAGUUCUAAAUCUGUAGUUUCUGAAUCUGGAUUCAAUAAAAACAAAUAUUUGAACCAUUCGCGCAUGAAAUGCAAUUAUGAUAUGUUCAUUAGGACGCCAACCAGUGCUGCCCAGUCUUAAUUUUAAAACAAACUUGAAAAGCAAACAACAUCGGAAAUCAAAAAUAUUUUUUUUGGCAAUGCCCAGAAGAAAACCUUUUAAAUUUAAGUUUUUUUAUUUUUAUUUAUAAACACAACCUCAAAUAAGUCAGUCAGAAACACUUGUUUUUUUUACUUUGUUGGUGUAUAUUUUUGAUAAAAUAAUAAAAGAAACUAGAAGGCUCCUAUACAGCCUGCUCUACACUGAGAAAAGGGCAAAAUCAACUAUGAAUAAAAGACCGAAAUCCAGACUAGACAUCAAUUGAAAAGGGUGCUGAAGACGAUUUACCCACAUCUUAUGAAAAGCGAAUGAAAAAGAGUAACGUUAAUGAUGUUGAUAUUGAUAAAUGUAAUUACGAUAUUUGUACACUUAAAGGAAUGAAUAAAAAUUCGAUUUUGUAAAAUAAA